UCCUUCAUCAAAGCAGCUCCUUCCAGUGGCCAAAUAGCGCCUGUCAAUAAAGAGAGGUGGCCGCAGGGGGAAUUUGUAAGGAACGAGGUGGCAGGAAAAGCGGGAGCCUAAUUGAUUUGAAGUCCCCCAACCCAGCAGCAAAUAACAAUAAUAAUUAUACGCACGCUCUGGCGGAGGGAAGCCGAGGAGGAGAGAGGAAGUGGCCGCGAAUCAUGGCCCCCGGGCAUAGUAGCCUGCAGCAGCCAUGUGGCCGGCUUCGGGGGUAGAGUGCCUGGACAACGCGGGCCGCUCACCUUCUUGCAAGGCUCUAGAAUCAGAGGCUGGCACCUCCUGUUUCGUCUUUGAGGAGACCCCUGUGGCAAGGCUUCUACAUGCCCCCGCACCUUGCCACCCAGGCCUCUUUACAGCCAGCAAUCAGGUGACACCCCAUUUCACCUCGGGAUCCUCCGGCCAUCGGACGGGGUUUCACGGCCUUCCUGUCGGCCCUUCUGCCCCUGGGGAUUAAAAAUGACCGCCUUGGUUGACCUUUGGAAGAGGAAAGAUGGCUUUGGCCCAGUGACAUCUGGCAGAUGAGAAGCGAAGAAAAAAUGAUGGAGAAGCUGGAGGCCUCUCAGCCGCCGGUUGCCCCAGAACAGCAAAACCCGCAGCCACCAGUCUCCCCAAUUGAUAUCCCCUCCCCAGCUACUGGGGGGGAUGAGGUUGAGGCCACCCCAUCGCCCACAAGCCCCACCUCUUCCUCCCCUCCAGCCAAGGGGAGCCCUUCCCCUCCUGACCCGCCCCCGGCCCCGUUACCUCACAACGUCCCGGUCAUCAGCCUGAGCUACAGCAGCAAGCCCCCCGCCCACGUCGACGUCCCCACCACUCAGCUCACUGCCCUGCACCCCAUUCCCAGCCUCUUACAGCUCUCAGCUCUUUCGGCUGGCCCUCCUCCGCCCCCUAUGGCGAAUCUAGCCGGAGUGAGGAGCCCCCUUUUGGCCCCACAGUACCAGCCUCAGUACCAGCCCUUUCUCAACAGCAUCUACAUUGGCAGCUCUGGGACUUUUGGCCUCUUCCCCAACAACCGCCUCAAGCGGAGGCCGAGCCAUUAUGAACAGGACAUCACGGAGGGUCAUCAGCCCCAGAAGGUGGCACGCCGGGUCUUCACCAACAGCAGGGAGCGCUGGCGGCAGCAGAACGUCAACGGCGCCUUUGCUGAGCUGCGGAAGCUCAUCCCUACCCACCCGCCCGACAAGAAGCUGAGCAAGAACGAGAUCCUUCGCCUGGCCAUGCGAUAUAUCAACUUCCUGGUCAAGUUGCUGAGCGACCAGGCCAGGUCAGCUGGCGGGGAGCCUCCUGAAUCAGAAGCGCCUUGCAAUGGCACCCCGAGGACUCCCUCGCCACCCACAGCACCCAUAAAAAUGGAGCAAGGGACCGUGGAGCCAGUGACUGUGCUGGGGGCAGGAGAGCCGCGGUGAUGAAGAGCUCUCUGCCCAAAUGUGUGCGGCCGUUGCGUCUCUCCCUCCACACGCUCAAACAGGGCUCAAACACAGCCACAUGUGUAGACUGAAGCAGCAUUGAAGCACCUGGACUGAAUCUCCCUUCUGGGCACUGGAUGGAGGACUUGUGUGAUGUGGAGGCUGCUAUGACCUUCUGAGGAUGAAUGCUUGGACCAGGACAUCCCACUAUGCCCACCUGGUGGCAUAAAAAGCAGGGACUUCUUUCCGAGGAGGAAUUAGGAGCGGGGCUUUUUAUGUUCCUGUAUCCAGCUUGGCUUGUUUCCAGAAUGACCCACGAGAAGGUGUGGGGUGGGGAAGCAGCAGGGAGCCUGGUUUGUAUGAGACAUAACUCUCCUGCCCCCACCUCCAGUGAAGUGGGGCCCCUGGGUGGGCGAGGGGGACGGUCUUCCGUGUUUUACCUCUGUUCAAUGUGCACCACUUCCAAAUCCUCAAGCCCAAGCAUCUAUUUUGUGCAGGGUCUUUAAAUCGAAAUAUGAACCCGGACAAAGGAACGGGAAUAAAAUCAGGGUUAAGGGGUUGCUCUUGGCAUUGGAACUGGGGAGGGGGGGCGGACAGCCCUUAGCUCACAGGCUCCGCCUUUCUGUUGGGAAAACCCUUCAUCACAGGGCACAGGCUCAACUCCCUCUGUAAAAGCCAACAAGAGAUGGGGGGGAAGUGGCAAGGGGGGAGGUAUUGCGUAAAUAAAUGGGCAGAAGAGAAUGGGUUAGGCAGUCCCUCUCCCCCCGCCAAUCAUCUGCUCACGACUGCAGCCCCUUGUGGCUUUUCAUUAAAAAAAGCUGGAAGACUA
Messenger RNA from Podarcis muralis (Common wall lizard), 2283 nucleotides. It is a transcript of the gene LYL1, whose product is annotated as LYL1 basic helix-loop-helix family member. The record is from RefSeq and is a predicted model, not a curated record. Lineage: Eukaryota; Metazoa; Chordata; Lepidosauria; Squamata; Lacertidae. Gene Ontology annotation, biological process: regulation of transcription by RNA polymerase II. Gene Ontology annotation, molecular function: protein dimerization activity; RNA polymerase II cis-regulatory region sequence-specific DNA binding; DNA-binding transcription factor activity, RNA polymerase II-specific.